Molecule: messenger RNA, 2961 nt
Organism: Acanthochromis polyacanthus (spiny chromis)
Lineage: Eukaryota; Metazoa; Chordata; Actinopteri; Pomacentridae
Gene: rras2
Product: RAS related 2
Exons: 6
Coding region: 380-988 (202 amino acids)
Biological process (GO): signal transduction
Cellular component (GO): plasma membrane
Molecular function (GO): GTP binding; GTPase activity; GDP binding
Source: RefSeq, a predicted model, not a curated record
GAGAGGGGGUGUCGAGGCAAACAGCCUGUAGAAGGGCCCCUAGCGCCAGACAUUAGUACUGGCCUGGUUGAUCACUCCACAUCUUUGAACGGCGCAGUGUUGUCGAAGGCUGGAACACGGUCGGGCGUAUGGACAGGCGGCCGUAGCUCCGGGAUCCCUCUCAGUCUCCAUCCGUGCGCAAAACGGACUAUCAAUCUUUCGCCCUUUCUAUCUUUCUCUCUCUCUUCCUCUCUGCGCUCCGGUUGUCUCCACUGCAGGGCCUCUUCUUUUUUUUUUACACAAGAAGAGGGGGGAAAAAAGUGGGUGUUUGCUGCUUCACUGGUGUUUCGGCAGCGGCGGCGGCGGCAGCGGCGGCGGAGAGCGCAGCGAAGUGUCCUCGAUGGCAGGCUGGAAGGACGGCUCGGUGCAGGAGAAGUAUCGGCUGGUGGUGGUCGGAGGCGGCGGUGUCGGCAAAUCAGCCCUGACUAUCCAGUUUAUCCAGUCGUACUUUGUCACUGACUAUGACCCCACAAUUGAAGACUCCUAUACCAAGCAGUGUGUGAUAGACGAAAGGGCGGCCAGGCUUGACAUCCUCGACACGGCUGGACAGGAAGAGUUUGGAGCCAUGAGAGAACAAUACAUGAGGACAGGGGAGGGCUUCCUGCUCGUCUUCUCAGUCACUGACAGAGGAAGCUUUGAAGAAAUCUACAAAUUCCAAAGACAGAUUCUCCGAGUCAAAGAUAGAGAUGAAUUCCCUAUGAUCCUCGUAGGAAACAAAGCCGAUCUGGAACUACAGAGACAAGUAACCCAAGAAGAGGGCCAGCAACUGGCCAGACAAUUAAAGGUCACAUAUAUGGAGGCUUCAGCCAAAAUCCGAAUGAACGUAGACCAAGCUUUCCACGAGCUGGUUAGAGUAAUCAGGAAAUUCCAAGAACAGGAAUGUCCACCGUCGCCAGAACCUACAAGAAAAGAGAAAGACAAGAGCGGCUGCCAUUGUGUGAUCGUCUGAGUCGGCCUUAUCACUGUAACUCAUGCAGCUACUCGACCACCCCACCCACUCUGCCUGACAUCACAUCCUAAGUGGAUGACUGACCGCUGCCUUCUCCACGUGCAUGACUUCAGACAGCCUUUUCUGAGAUACUCUGACCAGGAACUGCUGUCCCCAGGACAUCGCUAUGGACAACUGACAAUGCCAAAUUUUAACACCACUCUACCUUCAGCCGUAGUCUAAUUCACACGAGAGAGUCCCAACACUAAACAUUGCCUUCUGAAUCAGCCUGACAAAUUAAUGUUUUGUACUCUGAAGGACUUCUCUUGCCUUGUAGUGACAUUUGUACUUGCUACCGAGAUUGAAUGAAAACUAUAUAUCCAGAAUGUUAAUGACUUUCUUUAGUUUCCACUGUCUGAGCAGAGCAGAGAGAUUAUCUUACAAAGCUUUGUGUAUGUUGUGCCAUAUCCACCUUUACUCCCAUGUGCUAAUCUGCUACUGUACAUAUGUGACAUUUGUUGUGAUUUUCAAAGUGUAUUUCUAAUGACCUAUUAAAUCACCACAGUACAGUGUGUGAGGUUGAGUUUGGUUUUACAUAUAUGAAAUUGAAUAUAUAAGUCUGUAUAUAAAUAUAAUGCCUAGACAGCCCUUAAAGCUAUAAUGAUAGACGUUUCUGGCGUUCUGCAGUGGAUUCUUUCACUUUUUCUGUGGUUCCUGCUUUCAUUUCAAUUGCCAAAUAUGGAGUGUCUACUGUAUUUGAUUUUUAAAAAGUCUUAUAGAUUGAAUGAUUCUUAUUCUAUACCAUCUCUUCAAAGUAACGAAAGUAGCAAAUUUUGUCCGAAUUUCUUUCCUCGAAGGUGGCGGUUCAGUCAACAUUGGACACCAUGCGUUCAUUGUUUGGAUUUCUAAGCAGCAGUAGAAACAAGACUAUUGGUAGCACAUUGUGUAGCUUUGAAAAACUAACAUGAUUUCAGAUGGAAACACUGAACACUGUAUGCUCUAUAUCCAACUUCGGACUAGCGAUGUUGACAAAUCCAUUAGUUGCAAGUCAAAAUGCUUUCAGAGCUCAGUUCAGAUCAUUCCAAUGUAACGCAUCAUUUCUGUCGACAUUUAGUCAACGAUAUAGAUUGAAUAACUGUUACACCAUUCCAGUAACACAGUGGCAAUGUAUUUGUUUUGUGUCCUUGAAUUAUUCUGUAACACGGCUUUUAUCCCAGUGGUCUGCUAGUUGGAAAACCGAGACAAAUGGAAGCAUUAAGAUGCACAUCCUAAGACAACCCAUCUCCAAUGGGACAUGAACUCACCGGACCUGCCACCUGUGGAGCAAUCAUCACCACAGACACAAAAUGAUGUUCUGCUUUCCCUUUCACUUCUGUACUUCUGUUCAGGCUUUAAAUGAAGUACUGCAGUUUGUUUUUCAUAUCAUCAUCUUGUAAUAUAAACAACGAGAAAAUCAGAUGAUGGAAGUAAUGGACUUGAUUAAAUGUUUCUACUCUACUUUUAUACAUUAUUUUCUUAUCAAACUAGUUGACAAGUAUUUUUAUAUGUUUAUAAGUGAAUACAUGUUCACAGCACAGCUGUGUAUAUAUGUAAAGAAGAAUAUUUAAUUCUCUUGAUUAUUUUAAACUGAAGACGACUGUUGGCCCAAAUUUGCAAAAUUGAAUUCUUUACCCAGAUGUGACCAAGAAUGUUUUUUUCUUAUUGUGGCUUAGUAACGGAGAAUAUAUUUAUCUUGUGGUGUUCACCACCCGCUCAGAGUGUAAAAUGCCAGUUCAAGUAGGAGACGGUUUAGAAAAGGUUUUGGUCUUUACAUAGGAGCUUUAAAUCACACGAAUGAAUUAUUAUAAUCACUGCUAUUUCAAAUACCCACUUUCCAUCUUAUUGCAAAUCCAAGUGUACAUCCAAAUCAUACUGUUUGUUCUUUUUCUUCCAAAUCAGUGUCUCUUGCCCUGUGUCUAGCUUUUGGUGCUAAAAUAAAAUCUGUCAUUGAGCCA